Molecule: messenger RNA, 2094 nt
Organism: Melopsittacus undulatus (budgerigar)
Lineage: Eukaryota; Metazoa; Chordata; Aves; Psittaciformes; Psittaculidae
Gene: NEIL3
Product: nei like DNA glycosylase 3
Exons: 11
Coding region: 1-1746 (581 amino acids)
Biological process (GO): base-excision repair
Molecular function (GO): DNA-(apurinic or apyrimidinic site) endonuclease activity; zinc ion binding; damaged DNA binding
Source: RefSeq, a predicted model, not a curated record
AUGGUGGAGGGCCCAGGCUGCGCGCUCAAUGGCGAGAAGUUGAAGGCCCGGGUGCGGAGGGGCCAGGCGGUGCGGAGCGCGCGGGGAAGCGCUCUGGCAGCCGCGGCCGGAGCCGGCGGCGCGACUGCUGCAAGCAAGGAGGGAGCCUCUGGUCAUGAUUUCCUUGUUGGACAUGUUUACAGGGGUGUGGAGACAUUGGGAAAGGAAUUUUUUAUGUAUUUUGAUCAGAAAGCUUUGAGGAUUCACUUUGGUAUGAAUGGUUCCAUGUGCAUUAAUCCCAGUGGAAGCAGAGGCAGAAAUGCAGCACUACCAGUUUUGGAGAUACAGCUUACAGAGGAUACUGUUUGUUUUUUCGAGGUGACAGUAGAGUAUAGAAAUGCAUCUGAGAGUGAGCAGAAAGUGAGAAUGAUGGAAAGCUUAGAUGUCUGUUCUCCAAAAUUUAGUUUCCUAAGAGCAGAAAGUGAGAUUAAGCGGCACAAAACCCUCAUGUUGUGUGAUGUGUUACUGGAUCAAGCAGUAUUACCUGGAGUGGGAAACAUAAUAAAAAAUGAAGCACUGUUUGACAGUGGUCUUCAUCCAGCUGUUAAGGUUUGCCAACUGACAGAUGAGCAUAUACGUCAUUUGGUGAAAAUGACACGUGAUUUUACCCUGCUUUUUUAUAAGUGCCGCAAAACGGGGUCUCCACUCUACAAACACUACAAAGUAUACAAGCGCCGAGCCUGUGCUCAGUGCGAUUGUAAGAUCACUGUGUGUCGUUUAGGAGAGAAUAACAGGAUGACUUACUUCUGCACUGGAUGUCAAAAGGCAGAUCCUCAGCUCGUCAAUCUAAGCAAAUUGCCAACUAGAAAUAGCUUAAUUGGCUGGGCAUAUGGCAGAGGGUUAUGUUCUAAUGAAGAUGUAGCUUGGAAGUCUGAAGAGGAAUGGACGUGCAUGCGCUGUACCCUAAUAAAUAAGGCUUCUGCUGAAAUUUGUGAUGCCUGUUUAACUUCAAGGCCUGAAGUUCCAAAGACAGAGAAUGUUGAAGAUUCUGCAGCCUUUAACAGAAACUUAGUGAAGUACCCAUGUAACAACUUCAGAAAACCCAGCACAGAAAUAAAGAUCAAUAGGAAAGCUGCAUUUGGAACUACAACUCUUGUCUUAACAGCUCUUGGUAACAAAGACGAUUUGGGAAAUGAUACCCAAAUAUCCGAUGGACACUCUCAGUGUGUUGCUUCAAAAAGUAAUUGUAGACACAUACAAAACAGUGUCUGCCAGUCAUGGGAAAGCACAACCAAGCCUUGCCCAACACCUGUAACUGCUAUGGCUUUAUCCUCCCGUCAGCAGCCUCUCUCUUUCACACAUGUACAGAAGAAACAGAAAACUGAUCAUAUACUCUCAGUUCACCAAUAUAAUAAAGCAGUAAGUGCAGGCCAUCCUCGCUGCAGCAAACACAGACGGCUCUGCAGCCUCAGAGUUGUGAGAAAGAAUGGAGAAAACAAGGGCAGGCAGUUUUAUACCUGUUCUCUACCCAGGGAAACUCAGUGUGAUUACUUUCAGUGGGCUGACUUGGAUUUUCCGUUUUGUAACCAUGGCAAGCGAUCUGUUAUGAAGACUGUCUUGAAGAUUGGUCCCAAUAAUGGAAAGAACUUCUUUGUGUGCCCUCUUGGGAAGGAAAAACAGUGUGGUUUUUUUCAAUGGGCAGAAAAUGGGCCAGGGGAAAGACUACUUAAUUUUCUGGAGAAACUUGUGGAAGUUCAAUCCAAUUAAAUCUUCCAUGCCAUGGUACAAGUGAAACUGAUUUCUUGUCCUAACCAACACAAAUCUGGAGGCUUUUUUCUUCCUCUUUUCAGUAGCCUUUGAUACCUCUGAAAUCUUUUAAAACUUUCCUUAUGUGAAGGAAAUCUGUUCUAAUCAGAUUGUAGAAACCAUAAUCCUUAUGUUACUCAAUGGCCUCUUUCCAAAGACUAUAUAUAUCUUUCAUGAAGCCUAUUAUUUAUAGUGGGGUACAGAACUCCACCUGAGAACAAAACAAGCUACUUCAGAAGGUGAAGACUGCCUUUCCAUUGCCAUCUUUUUGUUUGAUGUUACAAUGUGGUGUCACUGCUAGCUUGUGCU